UUGACAUUGAAAGACAUUUGAAGAAUUUUUGUUUUAACUAGCCGCUACUAAUAACUGAAGAAGGAAAAGAUAAAAAUGGGAACCACACAAACUGUGCGAUGAAAAUGACGGACUAUGUUACUCUGAAAAGAAAGUGUCGUCAGAAAAAUAAACUUUUCGAAGACCAAGAGUUCCCAGCGAACGACUCUUCGCUUCUCCUUCCUAGAACGUCUGCCGUCAGCUUCACGUGGAAACGACCGCAGGAAAUUGUGCCAGAUCCUCAUUUCAUGGUACAGGGGCCAGAAAACGCGAACCUUAAGCAGGGUCUUCUAGGUAACUGUUGGUUUAUUGCUGCCGUAACGUCCCUGGCGGCCACCAGCAAGUUUCUUCUGGAAACCGUGGUUCCCUCGGACCAGAACUUUGUCGACGAUUAUGCAGGGAUAUUCCGCUUCAACUUCUGGCAGUACGGCUCGUGGCGAGAGGUAGUCGUGGACGACCGACUGCCCACGGUUAAUGGCAGCCUGACUUUCACGACCAGCACGACCAAGAACGAGUUCUGGGGCGCGUUGCUGGAAAAGGCUUAUGCCAAGCUGUACGGCAACUAUGGAGCUAUCGAUGGAGGAAGAAUAAACGACGCCAUGCUGGACUUCACGGGGGGCAUAACUGAGAUUAUAGACCUGAAGGAAUCUUUCAACGAAGAGAAGCUCUCCAACAUCCUUGAGGUGUUCUGGAGCAUGGAGACCAUCAUGGGAGUAACCAUCUUCGACCCUGACUCUCAAACAGAGAGGAGGUUAGAUACUGGGCUCUAUACUAACCACGCUUACAGUCUCAUCAGACAUAGAAAGGUGACCCACGAAGGUAAGACGAAAAUGCUGCUGCUUCUGCGGAAUCCAUUCGGCCACGGAGAGUGGAACGGGGCAUGGUCUGACAGCGACACCGCAUGGCAAGAAAUAACUCCAGAAGAAAGAGAUGAACAUGCUGUACAAAGGAAAGACGACGGCGAGUUCUGGAUGAGUGUAGAGGACUUCAUAAAGAACUUCGACGAACUAGAGUUAUGCCACCUGUCUCCAGACCUUCUGAUGGCAAAUAGAGAAAGCGGACUGAUAGGGAGGAAGAAGUGGACAAAGAUAUCGUUCUUCGGCAGCUGGAUCAAAGGCACGACUGCUGGCGGACCUCUUUAUAACUAUCAAUCUAAUCAGUUUUGGAUCAAUCCUCAGUUCAGCUUGACGCUGGACCACACCGGACCGUGUUCUGUGGUCGUCUCUCUGCUAGAGAUCAUCGACAAACUUCGGCCGAGCGCUGAAGAUGUGCACAUCGGCUUCGUUAUCUUCAGAUUCAAGCCUGGAGUAGCACCGCCAGACCGACUUACGCCAGAGAACUUCUCCGAGCACACACCACAGCUCGUGGACACAUCCGGAAUCUUCUGGCCAUAUAGAGAACGCGCCAUCAGUUUCGUCCUUGACCCUGGAACGUAUAUCAUUGUACCCUGCACUUACGUCCCGGUAGAGGCAGAGUUCUAUUUAAGAAUAUUUUCGGCGAAGGAAGUGGUUGUCUGUCCUGCUGAAGAGAGUCUCGGACCGAUAAGAGACUUAAUGCUUCCACAAAGUAAUUUGAUAGACAGUCUCUUCCAGAAGCAUCGAGGGCCUGAUGGCAAGGUUGAUGCCAGGGGCUUACACAAAAUUCUACAAGAGGCGAAAAGAGAAAUGACCGGCAAAUCUGACGGCUACUCUCUGGAAACUUGCCGCUGUCUUCUCUCCCUGUACGACCCGCUUGUCACGGGACUCCUUGACCUCACCAAGGUGAAGAAAGCGUGGAAAAAAAUUCAGUUAUGGGCAAUUGCUUUCCAAGAAGCAGACGUAAACCAUGACAAUAUGGUCAGUCCCACGGAGCUAAAUGACCUCUUCCGCAAAUACAAUUUCACCAUCGACUCCAUGGCGUUACAUCGUGUGGUGCGGCGUUAUGGAGAUCGUAAUGGCGACAUGGAAGAGGACGACUUCAUGCAGGCCUUCUUCCGUAUCUUUGACCUCUACCAAAUUUUCAAAAGAAAAUCAUCGAAAGGCAGGAUCUCAAUGAACCUGAAUGAGUGGAUGGCGGCAACGCUGUACUCGUGAGAUCUUGAAGUGCAUGUAUCACAAGUUGGUCGAGCGUUGCUGCCAUGGUAGUCACACAUCGCCUUUGUCAACACAAUGGAAAAGAACACUAACGGAUCACGUGUCUUCCACAUGAUGCCAUGACAACUGACUCGCAUUAAUGAGGUCAUCUCUUGCCUCGCCACCUCGAAAAAAGGCAGAAAUUCUCUCGCCUCUCAUUUUUCUCUCUGUCUCGCUCUUUGUCCUUUGACUGGUAUGAACGAAUUUCACAUUAAAACUUGGAAGAGAAAGUUAUUUCUUGGAUGUGAACGAGUGGUGUAAAAUAUUUCGUCUAAUUAUCGCACAAUAAAACCUGUUACAGAGUAUUUUUGUAUU
This is a messenger RNA of Pomacea canaliculata, 2444 nucleotides long. Its product is annotated as calpain-8-like. Lineage: Eukaryota; Metazoa; Mollusca; Gastropoda; Architaenioglossa; Ampullariidae. Gene Ontology annotation, biological process: proteolysis. Gene Ontology annotation, molecular function: calcium-dependent cysteine-type endopeptidase activity; calcium ion binding. The record is from RefSeq and is a predicted model, not a curated record. The coding region runs from base 99 to 2090 and encodes 663 amino acids. The transcript is spliced from 20 exons. Gene Ontology annotation, cellular component: cytoplasm.